AUGAGCAACAUCCACGUGUCUUGCCGCGUCCGACCGCAGAACGCGCUCGAGAAGAAGCAGGGCGGGCUCGACUGCGUCGCAACGCCCGACGGCAAGUCCCUCGAGGUGAACCCGGAAGACGGCUUCUCGACCGACUACCUCCGCUGUACGUUCGAUCAAGUGUUUCCGCACGACGCGACGCAGCGCCAGGUGUACGAGGCGACGGCCAAGUCGCUCGUCGUCGACCUCCUCGACGGCUACAACUGUACGGUGUUUGCGUACGGCCAGACGGGCUCGGGCAAGACGCACACCGUACUGGGGCCCAAGGAAGGCGUUGGCAGCAAGCCCGACGAGCAAGGGCUUAUUGCGCGCCUCGUGCACGAUAUCUUUGACCGCGUCGGGAUGCUCUCGUCCGAGACUGUCCACUUUGAGCUCUCGGGCUCGUUCCUGGAGAUCUACAUGGAGCAGAUCCGAGAUCUCUUGCAGCCCAACUUUAUCAAGAAGAACUUGCGCAUCCGCGAGAACGGACCGCGGGGCAUCUACGUCGACGACCUCACGCAUGUCCCGGCCACCUCCGAGGAGGUCAUGCUGCAGCUCGUCGAGCGCGGCAACACCAACCGCGUCGUUGCGUGCACACGCAUGAACAACGACUCGAGCCGGAGCCAUACGAUUCUCAUGAUCAACAUGACGCGCCGCGAUGUGCUGGCCGGCACGGAGAAGAAGGCGACCAUGUACGUCGUCGACCUCGCGGGCUCCGAGAUGGUCGCCAAGACCAUGGCGUCCGGCAAGACGCUCAACGAGGCGCGGGCCAUCAACAAGAGUCUCUCGGCGCUCAGCAACGUCAUCAAGGCGCUCGUCGAGGGGAAGAAACACAUUCCAUUUCGAGACUCGAAGCUCACGCGGCUGCUCCAAGAUUCGCUCGGAGGGCAUGCCAAGACCUGCCUCAUCGUGACCAUCUCGGCGAGCUCCUACAACGUGGCCGAAACCAUCUCGACCGUUCGGUUUGGCAUGCGGGCAAAAGAGAUCAAGAACGAGCCUCUCCUCCACGAGACGCAGAGCUUGGGCGUUGCCGAGUACCAGGAGAUGUACCAAGCGCUCUUGGCAGAGAACGCCGAGCUGCACGCGACGCUGCAGCAGGUGCAAGCGGAGAAAGAGACAUUGCUCGUCAAGUGCGAGAGCCUCGAGCGCGACGAGCUCGAGCUCGAGCCCGAGGAGCACGAACAUAGCAUCUCAACCGACUCGCAGACGUACUGCAUUUCGCUCGUCGACGUGGGCAGCCAGACCGCGCCAGUCGAGGCGCCGUCGUCGUCCAACAGUCUCAUGCAAGCCUUCUCGUCCUUUCUGUUCGUCGACAACCAGUCGCAGCGCCACCACCGAACGCAAUCGGUGGACGCGGUCCAGUCGCAACUAGCCGUCGCGAUGGACAAGGUGACGCAGCUCACCGAAGACCUGCGGCUUUGCCGAAGCGAGAACGAAGCGCUUAAGGACGUUCACGUGAUUCUGAGCGAGCAAAAUCGCACGUUCAAUGCGCGGGCAGCCGAGUUUGAAGCGUCGAUCACUGCCUUGCACGAGAUCAACAGCUCGAUUUCGGCUCAAAACACCGUGUUGAGCGAGCGCAACAAGGAGCUCGAAGCCAAAGCCGAGGCGCAGAUGCAGUCGCUGGCCUCGCAGAUGGAGCCUGUCUUGGCCAGUCCUGACGACCACACAACCGUCUCGGAGAGCCCGCAAAAGCACAUGGAAAUGCUGUCGCGCAAGCUCGUCGAGAUGAAGCUGCAUGCGCACUACGUGACCGAGUACGCCAAGGCCGUCCUCGACCACGAAAAGUACGAAGUCGUGUGUCAGAUGACCCAACUCCGCCUUCAGAACGAGCAGUUCCGGUACAACGAGCAUCAAAAAGAAGUCCAGAUCAAGGAGCUUGAAGCCAAGUGUGUGGCGCUCAAGGAAACGAUUCAAAAGAGUGAAGACCAUGCAAGCUCGGUCGAGCGCAGCGUGCAAGAGUACCAGUCGCUCUACAAGGAACAAGUCCGAUUGAGCCACGAGAAGCAACAACACUUGCUCAAAGAAGUCGACUACUACAAGAUGAUUUGGCACCGCGUGUCCAAGCCGACGAACGAGCCGAGCAACAACGCGGACGCCAAGACGCCAUCCUCGUCGCCACCGACGUCGUCCUUGGCGCUGGCGCUCGAGACAAUCGAGCCAACGCUGCACCGCCCCGCGUCCUUUAGCGGCGCCGUGCCCAGCGAGCCGCUUAGCCUCAUGGCGCUCAAGCGGUCGUCCCGAACCAUCGUCAAGCCGCUGUCGCCGUCGCCGCGCACAUUGUUAUCGCCCCGUACACCUCGACCGUCCCUCGAGGGCAAGGACGACGAGAACGACCCGCUGAGCAUCGUCUUUACGCAACAGUGAGGCGAUAAGUACGCAAGAAAUAAUGGGUUAUUACUGACACGGG
Molecule: messenger RNA, 2425 nt
Organism: Saprolegnia parasitica CBS 223.65
Lineage: Eukaryota; Oomycota; Saprolegniomycetes; Saprolegniales; Saprolegniaceae
Exons: 21
Coding region: 1-2382 (793 amino acids)
Biological process (GO): microtubule-based movement; mitotic spindle organization
Molecular function (GO): microtubule binding; ATP binding; microtubule motor activity
Source: RefSeq, a predicted model, not a curated record